AACCGGUACCCUGACACUAACAAAACCGCCUUAUGACUCUAGUUUAUAUAAUAGAGAGACUGGGGGUAACGCUUAUGACUCUGUAGUCAGUUCUACUGAGUCUGCGUUUGCAUCUUCUUCUCCUUCUUCUAGAUCUGAUCUCCAAUUUCACCCCCAAGGUUUGAAAAGUCUAUCACUUUAUUCAAAAUGGGUCGUGGAAACAGCUGUGGUGGAGGUCAGAGCUCACUCAAUUAUCUCUUUGGUGGCGGUGAUGCUCCUCCUCCUCCUAAGCCCGCUCCAGCUCCUCCUGCUGAGCCAGCCAACAGGACUUCUGCACCUGCACCAGCUCCGGCAGCUGCGAGUGCAACAGCAGCAGCUACUACUACUGUUGAGCCUGCUAAGAUCAACAAGGAGAUCCCUGCUGGUAUCAAAACUCCUGUCAACAACUAUGCCCGUGCUGAAGGACAAAACACCGGAAACUUCAUCACUGACCGUCCUUCCACUAAAGUUCAUGCAGCUCCUGGAGGUGGAUCAUCUCUUGAUUACCUCUUCACUGGUGGCAAGUAAAAAUAACAAACAAACAAACAUUGUGUCUGUUGUUGCAUUCUCAUUAUUAAACUGUUUGAUGUGAGCCUUUAAAUGAUAAGAAGUCGGUUUCUUGUCAACCCUGUGUCAUUCGUUUAUCUUGUAAUGUUCUCCUGAAAAAUGUUCAAAUCAUAUGAAUCCAAAACAUUUCCCCUUCUCUCUUA
This is a messenger RNA of Brassica napus (rape), 728 nucleotides long. Its product is annotated as protein SPIRAL1. The transcript has 3 exons. Gene Ontology annotation, biological process: cortical microtubule organization. Gene Ontology annotation, cellular component: cortical microtubule, transverse to long axis. Lineage: Eukaryota; Viridiplantae; Streptophyta; Magnoliopsida; Brassicales; Brassicaceae. The record is from RefSeq and is a predicted model, not a curated record. Bases 187 to 546 code for a protein of 119 amino acids.